Molecule: messenger RNA, 2117 nt
Organism: Gavialis gangeticus (Gharial)
Lineage: Eukaryota; Metazoa; Chordata; Crocodylia; Gavialidae
Gene: WWOX
Product: WW domain containing oxidoreductase
Exons: 8
Coding region: 246-1151 (301 amino acids)
Source: RefSeq, a predicted model, not a curated record
UUUUUUUUUUUAGUCAUCUGGAAGAGAAAACCCAAUGGGAGCAUCCUAAAUCAGGCAAAAGGAAACGAGUUGCAGGAGAUCUGCCAUAUGGAUGGGAGCAGGAAACGGAUGAAAAUGGCCAAGUCUACUUUGUAGACCAUAUAAACAAAAGGACCACGUACCUUGACCCAAGACUGGCAUUUACAGUGGAAGAGAAUCCAGUCAAACCUACAACUAGACAGAAAUAUGAUGGAAACAGUACUGCAAUGGAGAUACUUCAGGGUUGUGAUUUGAGUGGAAAAGUGGUCAUUGUCACUGGAGCAAAUUCAGGAAUAGGAUUUGAAACUGCAAAGUCCUUUGCACUUCAUGGGGCAUAUGUUAUCCUCGCCUGCAGAAAUAUGUCAAGAGCCAGUGAUGCUGUACAGCACAUCCUAGCUGAAUGGCAUAAAGCCAAGGUAGAAGCAAUGACCUUAGACCUCGCUUCUCUUCACAGUGUGCAGCACUUUGCUGAAGCAUUCAAAUCCAAGAAUGUGCCCCUUCACAUCCUGAUCUGCAAUGCUGCUGUUUUUGCUCUCCCAUGGUCUAUGACAGAGGAUGACUUGGAGUCCACCUUUCAGGUGAAUUAUUUGGGGAAUUUUUACCUUGUCCAGCUCCUUCAAGAUGUCCUGUGUCGCUCGUCUCCUGCAAGAGUUGUGAUGGUUUCAUCAGAAUCACACAGAUUUACAGACAUAAAAGACUCCUCAGGAAAACUUGACUUCAGCCUGCUUUCUCCAUCUAAGAAAGAGUACUGGGCUAUGCUGGCGUACAACCGUUCCAAGCUUUGCAAUAUACUCUUCUCCAAUGAGCUAAACCGACGCCUUUCUCCCCACGGGGUGACAUCUAAUGCAGUGCAUCCUGGAACUAUGAUGUACUCGUCCCUCCAUCGCAACUGGUGGGUGUAUACCCUGUUGUUUACCUUGGCUCGGCCUUUCACCAAAUCCAUGCAACAAGGAGCUGCCACAACUGUCUACUGUGCCACUGCUCCAGAGCUGGAGGGCCUGGGAGGACUGUACUUCAACAACUGCUGUCGCUGCUUGCCAUCACAAGAGGCCCAGAACGAAGUGACGGCUGCAGCCUUGUGGGAACUGAGCGAGAGACUGAUCCAAGAACGAAUUGGCAGGCAGUCCAAAUAACAGGGAGCUCCUGUAAGGAUCAAAACACACAGAGUAUGUGCACACUAGAAAACUGCCAACACUGGAACCUAUCCAAUCUUAUCAUCUAGAGGGUUUCCAUAUACCUCAGAUACAGAUUAACCAGUGUUAAAUGAAAUAAUAGCAGUCACAACAUAGUGAAAAAUGUUAAGUACCAAUGGGAAAUGGGGAAUACUGUGGGUUAAAGGGACAAUAUCGCUUUCUGGGGCUUAGUUAGUCUUGGUUCUCUUUCUUUUGAUUAUAGCCUGUUCAAAGUGUAACCCAAGGAAGCAUCUUUUAUGUUAUUUUAGAACAGCAAUGCUGAGAAUAUUUUUGCUGCUUUAAUGAAUGGCUAAAAACAUAGCCCGAUACGGGAUUUCCUUUCUAUUUUGGUAAUUAUUCGCGGUUAGCUGUUAUGCAUUGAUCAUGAUAGCUCCAUUUAUGCUUUUCCCUAAAAAUUUUUACCGGGUGUGGCAAAUACAAAUGAGAGGAAGGAGGAAGGAAAGCUUUCCUGCCCUUGGCCGCUAGCUACAAAUAUAACUGCGCUGUCUAGAAAAAGAAGGUGCAAGAAGACAUCCAAACAGAAAUGGCAGAGUCACUGCUAGUUAAAUAUUGCAGGUUUUCCUUAAAAGAUUAUAAUAAAAGAUACGUUGUAAACCAUUCCCUAAAUACCGCAGGGGUAGGAAAGAUGGUGUUGUCUCCUUAAGAACACACAAGGGUGUAAUCAGGGGUUUAAAUGUUAUUCCAUCCAUGUCUUGGUUCACAGUUUUAAGAAGUUUUUUGUUUUUUAAAGGUCUUUAAAGGUUCACAGUUUCUCAGUUCUCCUGAUACUGUAUCCUGUUCAGCUUUUUUUUUUUUCCUUUCAAUUUAAAUUUAGUAAAAGAACAUGCUUGAAUACUGUCACCUGAAGAGAAAGUUUGUCUCAUUGCUGCAAAUGUUUUAGUUCCAUAUUUUUUUUUUUUUUUUUAA